GCCACACCCACUGCCUCGCCGGCACCCGCGUGCGUCUUUGGACAUGCCUCUUAGAGCCUCGGACUGGUUUAAAGAUAAUUAUCAUUUGAUUAAUUAGCCAAAGUUGAUCGAUCUACGGCUUAUAUCCGGCUUUAUCAGCGCUGCUGAAGAAAACGGUUUCUCCAACAUGCUGCCGAGCUGCUCCCCGUCGCACGACUGGCUCAGCGAGUCGGAACCGCUGCUGUUCGACGAUGAGUUCUGCCAGAGUCUUAUUAAGGACCUGCAGGCAAACGCUCUGCCCACGCCGCCGCACUCCCCGCCGCUCAAACCCGGCAUGGGCAAGCCGCUGUCCAGCAUGGAGCAGCUGGAACUGGUGUCCGAGCUCCUGCUGGAGGACAGCGACUUCUUCCACCUGAACUGGAACUGCGCCGACCUUAACAGCCCCGUCUCGGAGGACUGCUUGUGGCCCUGCGCUGGAGAGAAGCAGAACGAGAGCGAGGGUGAGGGCGAGAUGGAGGAGAAGCUGUCCUCCGUGCUCUCCACCAGCCCGCUGCUCUCCGACAUAGACACCCAGAUCUUCGCCGAGAUCGCCGGCUCUACGCUGGACUGCCACAACGCGGCGCUGGCGUGCCACCUGCUAGAGAGCGAGGACUUACUGCUGGGUAGUCCGGAGCAGAGCGAGUCGUCGUCCGAUUACGGCUCGCUGUCCGCCGGUGGAGAGUCGUCUGCUAGCGAUUCUGAGGAGGAGAUCGACGUGGUGACGGUUCGCCGGUGUAACACCCUCACACGCUCCCAGUACCAGCAGCAGCAGGAGGACAACCGACGAGAGCAGCUGCGCGCACUGAAGCGCUGCCACCUCGAGAUCCAGCAGCAGCACAACUACGCCGCCCCUCGACCCGCCUCUCCGCCCCCUCCCUCACUGUGCACGAAGCGCUCCCGGAGCACCGGCGACUCUCUGAAACACACCGGGCGCUCCCGGAACUUGACCACGCGCCACAGUGCUGACACAGAGGACGAGGAGGAGAGGAGGAGGACCCACAAUGUGAUGGAGAGGCAGCGGAGGAACGAGCUGAAGAACUGCUUCCUGCGCCUUCGUGACAACGUCCCUGAACUGUCCAACAAUGACAAAGCCUCCAAAGUGGUGAUCCUAAAACGGGCAAAGGAGAGCAUCUGGAACCUGGAGUCAGAAGACCAGAGACUGAAUGAAAAGAAGGACAGACUCAGACAGAGGCAUGAGCGGCUCAAGGCCAGACUAGAGCAGCUCAAGCAGCUCUGAGGGUUCUUCAUGAGGACAUUUUAGGGACUAGAGUGUAGCCGUGCCGUCAGCCGAGGUUUUUUGGACCGAGUUGGCACGCAGGGCUGGGUGAUGUUGCCACGCACAAGCAACGCACCACUUUGACUAAUGUAAUCUCUAAGGAGAUAGCUGUUUCCUUCCCAUUUGUAAAGUUUUCCUUUUUAGGAAAAACAUGCAUGUCAAUGCAACGUUGUUCUCAGAGUCGUCCUUUUAGAGCUAUGCCACAAUCUUUAGUCUUAACGAAAAACUGUUUCAUAUACUGUAUGUAGAGCUGAAGCUCCUCCCAGCCCUAAAAUUGUUAGUCUGAUCCAUCCCAUAUCAUGCACGUUAUUUUGGGCUGGAUCCAAAGUAAACAAACGCAGGUAUCCGGGGACAAACAUGACGUCCAUGAAAGCUUGUAAGUCUGUAUCCGCCUCACUUAAUGACAAUGACUUGUUGCCACUUGUCCAAGUUUGAUCCAAACUGGAAAGUUUGUUUGAAAUUCAUGCAUAGCUUAUUAUGUUUAGUUUGGAGUGUCAUUCUUUAAGAGUGUUAAUACUUGAAUCUCACUCUUUGUUCUGUUCAGUGUCAUGUAAUUUCUCUCAUCGUCUUUUCUCUUUAACUACCUCCACCAAAAAGCCUGGGAAUGUUAUUGCCUUCAUAAUGGCACCUGUACAGAAUCCUCUUCUCUUGUUAUUUUUGAGUAAAUGUUAGUUUCUUAAAUAUGUUUUAUAAAUUAUUUAGCCGUUUUAUUUCUUGGUUUGUUUGCAGAUUUUAAGGAGUUCUGUUUUUUUUAACAGCACUUUGUUUUAUACUGUUAUUAAAAAGUGGACAACAUCA
This is a messenger RNA of Pygocentrus nattereri (red-bellied piranha), 2092 nucleotides long. RefSeq names its product myelocytomatosis oncogene homolog (gene mych). Gene Ontology annotation, biological process: positive regulation of cell population proliferation; regulation of transcription by RNA polymerase II. NCBI's taxonomy places the organism in Eukaryota, Metazoa, Chordata, Actinopteri, Characiformes, Serrasalmidae. The transcript is spliced from 3 exons. Gene Ontology annotation, molecular function: protein dimerization activity; RNA polymerase II cis-regulatory region sequence-specific DNA binding; DNA-binding transcription factor activity, RNA polymerase II-specific. Bases 167 to 1255 code for a protein of 362 amino acids. The record is from RefSeq and is a predicted model, not a curated record.